CUCUGCUGCGUCGCCCUCGCUUUCCCCAAGCAAAGAUGGAAGUCGUCAAUCAGCUUGUGGCGGUUGGACAGUUCCGGGUCCUGAAGGAGCCCCUGGGUUUUGUAAAGUUGCUAGAAUGGUUCUUUUCCAUUUUUGCAUUUGCGACGUGUGGCAGCUACUCUGGACAAUUCCGUCUCAGCGUCAACUGUCCCAACAAGAAUGAGAGCAAACUCAAUAUAGAAGUGGAGUUUUCCUACCCCUUCCGGCUCCAUCAGGUGUAUUUUGAUGCUCCCACCUGUAAAGGAAGUGAACAAGACAAGAUUUUCUUGGUUGGAGACUACUCUUCCUCUGCUGAAUUCUUUGUCACCAUUGCAGUCUUCGCCUUCCUUUAUUCUCUAGCUGCGACUGUUGUCUACAUCUUCAUGCAGGAUAAAUACAGGGAGAACAACAAGGGGCCCAUGGUUGAUUUCAUUGUCACAGCUGUUUUUGUGUUCAUGUGGUUGGUGAGCUCUUGUGCUUGGGCCAAGGGGCUUUCAGAUGUCAAGGAGGCCACCGACCCUGAUAAUGUGAUAGAAGGCAUGUCCAUGUGCAAGGAAGCAGGGGUCAAAUGCAAGGAGGAGCAUGAGCCCGUCACUUCUGGCCUCAACACCUCUGUGGUUUUUGGCUUCCUGAACUUGGUGCUUUGGCUUGGAAACCUAUGGUUCGUAUUUAAAGAGACUGGAUGGAGUGCCCCCUUCAUGAAGUACCCACCAGCCCAGGAGAAGCAGCCAGCACCUGAUACUUAUGGUGAUAGCUACAACCAAGCUCCAGGAUAUGGACAGCAGGACACAUAUGGGCAGCCGGGUGGCUACCAGCCUGAUUACAGCCAGCAAGGCUAUGGUCAACAGGGAGACUACGGCCAGCAAGGUGGCUAUGUCCAAGGCGGGCCCACUUCCUUUGCAAACCAGAUGUAGGCGGGUUCCUACCCCCAAGCAGAAGGCGUUGUGAGGAGGAAGCAGCCAUCCCGUCCUGGCCCCCCAUGUCCCUUGUGCAGGGGAAGGGGGGGCUGGUGGGUGCUCAUACUGGGAGGUGGCUGGUGGAGC
This is a messenger RNA of Python bivittatus (Burmese python), 1061 nucleotides long. RefSeq names its product synaptophysin (gene SYP). Gene Ontology annotation, biological process: regulation of neuronal synaptic plasticity. Lineage: Eukaryota; Metazoa; Chordata; Lepidosauria; Squamata; Pythonidae. Gene Ontology annotation, cellular component: presynaptic active zone; synaptic vesicle membrane; synaptic vesicle. The record is from RefSeq and is a predicted model, not a curated record.